CUGAAUAUCGAAGAGAAUUCGGAGAUGGGAAAGUACCGUGCUCUAGUGACGAAGAUUUGAAGUUGUCUCUGAUUGGUUAGGAUUUUGUUGCAUGAUCUGCCGGCAAUAAAGUGGCUUCAAAACCAGAGGAAUCGAGGGUGCCCCCCGAAACAGGCUCGGAACCCAGUGGAAUGGGUCGGAGGGAUUGGCGGCCUUUCGUAUAUGGAGGAUUGGCAUCGUGCACGGCCGAAUUUGGGACUUUUCCCAUUGACACUACUAAAACACGUCUCCAAAUCCAGGGACAGAUUAUAGAUAGUAAGCAUGCAGAGUUGAAAUAUCGGGGAAUGACUGAUGCUUUACUUCAGAUCUCAAAGCAAGAGGGCGUAAAGGCCUUAUAUUCAGGAAUUUGGCCUGCUGUUUUAAGACAAGCAACAUAUGGAACGAUAAAAUUUGGAACUUAUUACUCUUUGAAGAGAAUAGCUAGUCAAGGUCGGGAGAAAGAAGAUGUUGCAGUCAAUGUUUGCUGUGCUGUGGUUGCAGGAAUGGUAUCAAGUGCAAUUGCAAACCCUACUGAUGUGCUUAAAGUGCGAAUGCAAGUGUUGGGACAUCAGAGUCAUCGUGGCCUUGUUAGUUGCUUUCUGGAUGUGUACCAACAAGAAGGUGUGGGAGGACUUUGGAGGGGAGUUGGUCCCACUGCCCAGCGAGCAGCUGUUAUUGCAGCAGUUGAACUUCCUGUGUACGACUUCUGUAAACAAUACUUAAUGGGAACUUUCGGUGAUCACAUUUCGAAUCAUUUUAUAUCCAGUUUUAUUGCUAGUUUAGGCAGUGCAAUUGCAUCAACACCAAUUGAUGUUAUAAGGACGAGACUAAUGAACCAGAGAAAACUAAAACAAGUUGGUGGCAGCUCAAACCAUAUUUACUCGGGGAGUAUGGACUGCUUGGUUCGGACGGUGAGAAAUGAAGGCUUCUUUGCAUUGUAUAAAGGAUUUGUUCCUACAUGGGUAAGAAUGGGACCAUGGAAUAUCAUUUUCUUCAUCACAUAUGAGCAGCUAAAACAGCUGUACUGAUACUCUCAAGUACUUCAUUUAGAUGUUCAAUUUUUUCUGUGCAUUUAAGCCAUUGGAGAUCUGAAUUCCUGAUUCUUAUUUUAUGGAAAGUAUUCCACAUUUAUUUCAGUUUCAAUAGGUGCUGCUAAAUGAUAUCUCAUAUGUAUUUGAUACAUUAAUGUAAUUAUCAGUGAGGUUGAGGAUGUAUAAAUUAAAUUUGUGCUAUGUGAAGAUUUCUGUUUAGAAGUAGUUUAAUCUCCAAAGAAUCAUUAGAUUUGUAAUUAGUAAAUUAUUUUUAAGUAGUUCUUGAACAAUUUUAUUUUGUAAUUUCUGUGAAAAUUACUGUUACUGUUAUAAACAUAUUUAUUGGUUUCCUUGAGUUCCUUUUUGGUAUUGUUACUUCUCAGGAAUGUAAUACUAUUUCUUUCACAGUAUUUAAUUUCAUUUGUAUGUUCAUUAUUUAAUUGUAAGUUACAAUCUGCAAAUAUUUUGGUACUUUUAUUUUAUAAUUGGAGACGUGGUGCUUUGUCCCAAAUGUCAGUACUUACAGAAAGAUAUUACAGGGUGAAUUUUGACAGAAAGCAUACCUAGCACACAUUCAGUGUGUUAUUUUAUGAAAAUAUACUGGCGUUGAUGUUGUUCUUAUUGUAUGGCAAUGGCAAACUCAAAAAUGUACUGUAUUCAGAAUAGUUGCUGUAAGAGGGCUGCCUUUAUAGUGACCAACCCAAACCAAUAUUUUUGUGUUUUUGAAAAAUAUUGUUAGGUUAUCCGUAAAUGACAUCCCUUGUUGAAAAGAAAAAGAAUUGUUCCUGGCAGUCUGAUGAACGAGAUCAUUAAGAAUUGAUGUUUGAAUGUCGUUUACCAUAGUUGCCAAUUAUAAAGUUUAGGCAGUCAUGAGCAUUGAUUGUCUUAAAUACUAUGAUUGGUUUGGAAACACCCCAACAUUAUGUGAUAUCCAAAUGUCAAUUCUAUUGCAUGAAUCAUAAGUGUAAAUGUAAGUGGGCAGAUAUUUGUAUGGGUGGAUUUAAGACUGGAUUUAUGAAUAAGCAGUUCUCAGUCAAAGUUAACAUUGUAGGUUGGAAUGAUUUUUAUUAGAUCUGAUGUGUUCUGGAAAUAUUAAAAAAGUAAAAAGAAAAAAAAAAUCGAAAUAGUAAUUAUACCUUAGCGUUUUGAGGAUGAUUUUAGUGUUACAUUGAUGUAAUUGAUGAAUAUUCAAAAUGUGUAUACAAAAUGAUGUCCUUUAUCAUUUACUGCACCUACAGUGAAUGCUAAUUGUGAUCACUUGCUCUUUCAUGCUAAAUUACAAUUUCUGUGUAGCGUAUAUUUUUUGAGAUAAAACUUCAUUCAUUGCUUAAGCAGUGUUAACAUAAGAGGUGAAAUUUACGGUAUAAAGAUCUCUCAAGGGUUUAUAACGGAAAAUCUAAUAAGAAUUGCACAUUAAUAUUCUUAACAUAAAUAGUGCUACUUUCUCAGAACAUUUAUUUUAUAUUUAAAAACAUUGUAUUUUUGAUUUUGUACCUUCAAUUUUGAGCUGACACUAUUUGAAAUUGUGAGGGCAAGAGUGGUCUCACUAAUGAUUCAUAGCAUUUAGACCACUUCGCUCUUGUAACAGACUUCAGUUAGUCCACCAUUGCUCUUAGCCAGCUAAGAUAUUCUAAAAAAAAAAUAAAGAAAAGAAUCUUUAAUUAUUGAAGCUGCAAAAUCUAUUUAGUAUACCUGAUUAUUUCAUGCUCUAAAAUGUGUUGUGACUGCUCAGCAAAUGUUAAUAUCUUAUCAUUUUGAGAACUACUGAAAUGGUUACUAUAAUUAAUGAUACUGUAGUAAGGUUUUUCUUUGUGUAUCAUUAAAAGAAAAUUAGAUUCUAGUCAAGAAUGUGACUGCUUCAAGCAUAUGUUUCUCAGAAAUAUAGUGUUUAGAACACACUUAUUAGAAGUCGUACAGAUAAAUGCUGUAGCUUCAUGAACAGUAUUACUAAUAGCGGAUGAUCCAUGAAUGUUGGGUAGUGUUUAACAGAUUUAAGAUCAGAAUUGUGACACAAAAUGGAGAAUUCUUUUGAGAAGCUUUGUUAGCUCUCGAUACUGGUGAACUUUGUACAGCAUUGCAAUUGUUAUUGGCAAAAUCUUGAUCGAAGUUUAGUGAAUUCUAUUGUAAAAUGUGUGAAAGAACAUUUUGUUAUAAAAGGAUUGUUAGUUUUAAAUUUGUUAAUAAAAAGUCUAUUUGGCAAUUGUUUUGUGACUUCUAAAUGUAAUAAACCGAGACAAAAAUUACCUGUCAAUGUGCUUUAGAUAAAACCUAAGACAUCUCUAAUGAUCAAUAAACAAAAUAUUGUUAAUUAUUUUAUUUUAAUACUAUAUUGCCAUUUCCCCAUAAAACUAAUGUAGUGGAGGAUGUUAAACUAAUUUGCAUUUCUUUCUAAAGAUAAAAGAAAGUGUUUUGGUAAGAUCAAAUGUGACUGGCCUCUUUAAGAAAAUGAAUGUAAAUCUAGUUUUCUCAUCUGGACUUAUAAAGCAUUAUCUAUGUGUUGAAUGUGAACUCGGAUAACUCAAUUCUUUUUGACCUCGAAAAUUAACAGCUCUGUACUACCUAAGCAAUUGUGAAUGUACAUUUUCAGUCAGCAUUUUCAUUUACUGAGUUUUCUGUUUUACAAUAUAACAUAAAAUGUUCUAUGUUCUACACAAUUUAGUAUAAGAAAUAUUAAUGAAAAAUAUAACUGUGCAGAUCAUCAAAACAUUGAAACAAUAACAGUUGUGCAUAUUUAAAUGUACUGUUUUUUUCUUCUUCAUGAAUGAUGGAGAACAAUUUAUUCAUUAAAUUUUAAGGUUUUUCUUUUUUUACAAGAAAAAAAAGGUAAUUAAAUAUGUUCCAAUUCAGUAUUAUUAGACCUCAAAAUCCCAAAUCCUCUAUAAUGUAACACUUAAAUAUUUAAGUUACUAAAAACUUAUUCAUUCUGGUAUUUUUUUAUGAAUUCUCAAAAAGUGAAUUAAUAAAACUACUCACAUUUCAAAAAAUGACAAAUUGUUGCUUCACAAACACAAAUUUUUAUUUCAAUUGAAUUGUAUUUACACAUUCAUUCCUGCUUAAUAUACUACAAUUUGUAAAGCUGAUUAACACUUUUCUAUUCACAGCCUAUUUUGAUCUCAUUUACAGAACUACAAAUUCAUUAGGCAAAUUGUCCACCAGUUUAAGAGAACUGUUUCUUUUAUAAUAUAACUCACUGCCCUAAUUGGCAACAAUAAAAACUGCAUAUACAGCACAAACCUUCACAAACUUUACAGAUUUACACAACAUGAAAGUUUCAUAAAUAAACAUGUCAACAUAGAUAUUCUAUAAAAUACUGAACAAAAAUCAAGGGUCAAAACAAAUCAUCUGCAAAUUAUAACAACUCCAAACAAGUAACUAAAUAACAAUUUCAUCAUCAAUCCAUUUCAUCAGAGGGAGGAAUGUAAUUUGGAGACAAGGCUUUUCCUCUGUGAUUAAAAACAUAAAAUGACGGAAUGUUUCUCAGGGUUUCCCACGACUUAUUUUCCAAAUCCACAGUUGCACGUAUUUCCUUGAAAUCACCAGCAAUAUUCAUAACUCCAUAUAAUGUUAUGAACAGGCUUACAAUACCUUGUGUUAGAAUCUCAAUGGGUAAAGAAACAAAUUCUUGUUCUGUAAUUCGAAGGUAAGAUCGAUGCUGAGCUGCGGAAUAUGCAGCAUGAAACAAGGAUAAAAGUCCAGAUAAAAGAAUUAACUUAUGAAUUGCCUUCGCCAUUUUUGGCGUAUGUAUUAGUAAUUGAAAGCAAAAUGUUUUUUUCACUGCAAUUAUUGAAAACUAUAAACACAUUACAGGCAAUCUCUAUACUCAUACACGGAACACAUACAAAUGAACAAAUCGCACCAAACGUAUGACAAACCAGAGAAAGUUCUGAAAAGCGACGCCGGGAGCGCGGUAGUCAAACUGAACGAAAUCUGUACCGAAAAAUUAAGCAUGCGUCAUUUUUUCGCACAAAUUACUUUGUCUCUUUUCUGUAACGGAGAAAAAUGAAAAAAAUCGUGUAUAACAGGCUUUACAUCAUGUCCACAAUUCCUUAACCGAUUUGCCCUCAAAAACAUAGAUUUCUGUAGAAAGAGUUUCUCUACUACCAUUUAAUAAUAUUCGUAUUC
Molecule: messenger RNA, 5171 nt
Organism: Gryllus bimaculatus (two-spotted cricket)
Lineage: Eukaryota; Metazoa; Arthropoda; Insecta; Orthoptera; Gryllidae
Source: the annotation of a GenBank genome assembly